Molecule: messenger RNA, 2463 nt
Organism: Elgaria multicarinata webbii
Lineage: Eukaryota; Metazoa; Chordata; Lepidosauria; Squamata; Anguidae
Gene: SPATA20
Product: spermatogenesis associated 20
Exons: 16
Coding region: 16-2361 (781 amino acids)
Biological process (GO): carbohydrate metabolic process
Source: RefSeq, a predicted model, not a curated record
GCGUUGACGGCGGCGAUGAUCUCCGCCCCCGCCGCGCUCCUCUGCCGCGCUGGCUGCCGCCUGCUGUUCCGCCCGCCCGGGCCGACCCGAACCUCCUGGGCUCGCAGAACCGUGUUCCUGAGGACAGCCUUAGCCAUGGCCACAGGAGGGAAAGGUAGCCAUUCAAACCACGCUCUCUACACUAACCGCCUGAUUCAUGAGAAGUCUCCUUACCUCCUUCAACAUGCCCACAACCCUGUUGACUGGUACCCAUGGGGUCAGGAAGCCUUUGAUAAAGCAAAGAGAGAGGAUAAGUUGAUAUUUCUAUCAGUUGGCUACUCGACCUGCCACUGGUGUCAUGUGAUGGAGCAAGAAUCCUUCCAGAAUGAAGAAAUUGGUCAGAUUCUGAAUGACAACUUUGUGUGCAUCAAGGUGGAUCGUGAGGAGCGGCCGGAUGUUGAUAAAGUUUACAUGACUUUUGUGCAGGCAACCAGCAGCGGAGGGGGCUGGCCCAUGAGCGUAUGGCUGACCCCUGACCUCAAACCGUUUGUAGGUGGGACCUAUUUCCCUCCUGAGGAUGGGAUUUACCAGGUUGGCUUCCGAACCGUUCUGCUCCGCAUCCUAGAGCAGUGGAAACGGAACAAAGCUACCCUUUUGGAAAACAGCCAGAAAAUCUUGUCCGCACUGUUAGCCCGGACCGAUAUUGGUGCCCGAGGGGAGGAAGCCCCCCCGUCCUCGAAGGAGGUGAUGACCAGAUGUUUCCAGCAACUGUCAGAGACCUACGAUGAAGAAUACGGUGGAUUCUCAGAGUCUCCCAAAUUCCCUACUCCAGUCAACUUUAAUUUCCUCUUCUCCUAUUGGGCUCUCCAUCAUCGGUCAACGUCUGAGGGAGCUCGAGCGCUUCAGAUGGCCCUGCACACGCUCAAGAUGAUGGCGUAUGGUGGGAUUCAUGAUCACAUUGCCCAGGGGUUCCAUCGCUACUCCACUGACCAGCGUUGGCACGUCCCUCACUUUGAAAAGAUGCUGUAUGAUCAGGGGCAGCUGGCAGCGGCCUACGCCAAGGCCUAUCAGAUUUCUGGUGACGAAUUAUUUGCAGACGUUGCGGCAGACCUUCUGCGCUACGUUUCCCGGGAUCUGAGUGACACGUCCGGGGGGUUUUACAGCGCGGAGGACGCAGAUUCCUACCCCACAGUCCAGUCAGAAGGGAAGCAAGAGGGGGCAUUCUGUGUGUGGACGGCUGAGGAGAUCCGGGGGCUGCUGCCAGACCCCAUUGAAGGGAUCCCAGAGAAAAAGACCACGGCGGAUGUCUUCAUGCAUCACUUUGGGGUGAAGGAGGACGGAAAUGUGAAUCCACAGAAGGACCCCCACAAUGAGCUAAAAGGGAAAAACGUCCUGAUCAUGCAGUAUUCCCUAGAACUUACAGCUGCCCGGUUUGGACUGGAGUUGGAGCAGCUGAAGACGCUGCUUGCUCACAGCAGGGAGCAGCUGUAUAAGGCCCGGGCUCAUCGGCCCCGGCCCCAUCUGGACACCAAGAUGUUGGCGUCCUGGAACGGCCUGAUGAUCUCUGGCUUUGCUCAGAGCGGAGCCAUCUUAGGCAAGGCGGAGUACAUUGACCGGGCUGUGCGGGCAGCUCACUUCUUGCAGGACCACAUGUUUAGUGCGGACAGUGGAAAGCUGCUCAGGAGCUGCUACCGGGGCCAAGAGGACUCGGUGGACAAGAGUUCAGUUCCCAUCCACGGCUUCCUGGAGGACUACGUCUUUAUAAUCCAAGCGCUCUUCGACCUCUAUGAAGCCUCCCUGAACCCAAGCUGGUUGGAGUGGGCUGUGCAGUUGCAGCACAAGCAGGACGAGCUCUUCUGGGACCCAAAGGGCUUUGCUUAUUUCUCCACGGAGGCUGCCGACCCUUCCUUGCUCCUCCGCAUGAAGGAUGAUCAAGAUGGUGCAGAGCCCAGCCCAAACUCUAUUGCUGUCUCUAACUUGCUCCGGGCGGCCAGCUACACUGGCCACAAGGAAUGGGUGAAGAAAGCCGGGCAGAUCUUGGCUGCCUUCUCAGAGAGGCUGCUGAAAAUUCCUGUGGUCCUCCCAGAGAUGGCCCGAGCCACUGCAGCCUUCCACCUGACUCUCAAACAGGUUGUUAUCUGUGGAGACCCUACAGGAGACGACACCAAAGAGCUACUGCACUGUUAUUAUUCUACAUACACGCCUAACAGGGUGCUGAUUCUUGCUGAUGGGGAUAUGAAUGGAUUCCUGUACCAUCACCUGGGCUUCCUCUCCUCUCUGGAGAAGAAAGACGGAAAAGCCACUGCUUAUCUGUGUGAAAACUUUGCCUGCUCCUUGCCUGUCACCUCCAGCCAGGAGCUCCGCCGCAUGCUGUUGCCCUGAGCCUGGUAGCCGUUGCUUCAGUGGGCAUGAGAAGAGAGCGCCCCAAAUUUAAUGAGACCGUACUAGCCGCUUGGACCUCACAAUAAAGUCCCCUUCAGAAUA